This is a messenger RNA of Engraulis encrasicolus (European anchovy), 8499 nucleotides long. RefSeq names its product otogelin (gene otog). Gene Ontology annotation, biological process: L-arabinose metabolic process. NCBI's taxonomy places the organism in Eukaryota, Metazoa, Chordata, Actinopteri, Clupeiformes, Engraulidae. Gene Ontology annotation, molecular function: alpha-L-arabinofuranosidase activity; protein binding. The record is from RefSeq and is a predicted model, not a curated record. Gene Ontology annotation, cellular component: extracellular matrix. The coding region runs from base 1 to 8499 and encodes 2832 amino acids. The transcript is spliced from 61 exons.
AUGCCAAAUCCAAUUCUAAUAGUGCCAGAGGUGGCCCCGCUGUGGCCCGAGCGGUGUCGUGGCGACCGGGCCGACCGUGUGGCUCCACAAGCUCCAACACUGUGUGUUGUCCGGGUAGAUCCGACCAGCGAAAGCAGCAGCAUAAUACUGCGGAAAUGGGAUACGGGUUCCCAAGGAGAGCAGUUUCAGAAAGCACUUACAUUUAAUGCAUCUUCAGCUGUAGAAGAAGAUCUAAAGCCAUUACCACGCAGAGCCGCAGCUACAGGUGCCUGCAAUUUCCCAUGUCUAAAUGGAGGCCACUGUGUUCAUCCAGAGUCCUGCAACUGCAGUUUAUAUCAAGGCACUGGCCGACGAUGUCAAAAAGUUCCAAACACAGGUUUUGAGCGAGAGAUGACAUGCCGGUCAUGGGGGCAGUACAACUUCGAGACCUUUGACGGGCUGUAUUACUACUUCCCUGGCAAGUGCACUUACACUCUAGUGAGGGACUGCGAGGACACCACACACUCCAGUGUUCUCAUCCAGAUCCAUAAUGACCCGGUCUGUAGCACUUCUCCAUCUACUUGUUCCCGCUCCAUCAGUCUCUUUCUGCCAUGGGAAGGAGAGAUCAGGUUGCAAAACUUCAACGUUAUCGUCAAAGGCCAAAGUGUUCAGCUCCCAUAUAACAUCCACGACAUUGAGCUUGAGCGGAUUUCUCAGUACAUCCUGGUCACCCAGCAUCAUGGGUUCACCCUGGCUUGGGACGGCCAGCACAGCUCCGUUUACAUCAAGAUGAGCCCGGAGUACGUGGGCAGGACCUGUGGGCUGUGUGGAAACUUCAACGCAGACGUCCAAGAUGAUCUGAAGACCAGCUAUGGGGUCAUCACUGCAGAUGUGGCCAUCUUUGGGAACAGCUGGACAGAAGAGGAGCCCCACCAGGCCGUCUGCGCACUGGUGCCCUCUCUCUUCCCCUCCCCAUGUAGCGCUCAGGAUGCCCACACACUACUGAAAGUUGAAGAAGUCUGUGGAGCACUGCUGAAAAGUCCCUUCUCUUCAUGUCAUGAAUUCGUUAGUCCAUUUUCCUACAUGGCCAGUUGCUCCAACGAUCUUUGCCUGUCCGGUCCCAGUGGUGAUGCAGUAUGCCAAGUAUUCACUGAGUACGCCAGGGCCUGUGCCCACGCAGGCCACGCGCUCCACGACUGGAGAUCUCACAUUCAAGCAUGUGCUGUCUCCUGCCCGACUGAGCUUGUUUACAACGAAUGCAUCACAUGCUGCCCGGUGUCUUGUAACGUGGAGAGGAUGUGCAUCGACAGCAAACUUCAAUGUCUGGAUGGCUGUUACUGUCCUGAUGAUUUGAUCUUCGAGGACGGGAGCUGUGUCAAGGCCUCGGACUGCCCCUGCGAGCUCCAUGGCAUGCUCUACCCAUCAGGCGAAGUGGUCCAGGAGGAGUGCAAUAACUGCACCUGCCUGGGGGGAGUGUGGAACUGCACCGACUACACCUGUCCAGGGGAGUGCUCAGUCACUGGUGAUAUGUAUUUCCAGUCCUUUGAUGGACGUGUCUACACAUUUGCAGCCACUUGCCAGUAUGUCUUGGCCAAAAGCCGCAGUUCGGGGAAAUUCACUGUCACCAUUCAAAAUGCUCCUUGUGGACCAAAUCUGGACGGGGCCUGCAUCCAAUCAGUUAACCUGGUUGUUGACGAGGAUCCAAGGACGGAGAUCACAAUGAACCACAUUGGCGAGGUCUUCGUGUCUAGCCAGUACCGAAUCUCCCUGCCCUAUUCAGACGAGGUGUUCCAUAUCCAGGAGCUCUCCAGCAUGUUCCUGCAGGUGAAGACCGUGCAGGGGCUGCGUCUGCAGUAUAACUGGCGCGAGUUCCGCCUCUACCUGCAGGUCUCGGAGCUGUGGAAGGAGGACACGGUGGGCCUGUGUGGAACCUUCAAUGGGAACAUUCAGGAUGACUUCCUGGCUCCGUCAGGUAUGAUAGAGAGUACUCCCCAUAUGUUUGGGAAUGCUUGGCGCGUGCCCUCCGCGUGUAUGCCCAGCAUGAGCCUGCCACAGCUGGACCCGUGCGAUACCCAUCAGCAGACAGCUUCCUACGCAGGUCAGAUGUGCAACCUGCUCAACCUGGCCCUCUUCGCCCCCUGCCACGCGUACCUGAGCCCCGUGCCCUUCUACCAGCAGUGCCGGGCGGACACCUGCAAGUGCGGCCAGCCCUGCCUCUGCUCUGCCCUGGCACACUACGCCCGCCAGUGCCGCCGAUUCUCCAUCAUCAUCGACUUCAGGUCUGAGGUGUCCGAGUGUGCCAUUACUUGCCCAGAGACGAUGGAGUAUGGCGUGUGCGUCUCAGCGUGCCAACGUCGAUGCCAGUUUCUCUCCUCUCCCCAGCAGCUGUGUGGCGAAGAUUGUGAGGAGGGCUGCGUAUGCCCUCCCGGAAAGUUCUACAGCACACGCACAAGCAGCUGUGUGGAUAGGAAUGAGUGCCAUUGUACUUUUUUAGGGGCCGAUUUUGCACCAGGGGAUGUGAUCAUGACUUCAUCUGGUGUACAGAUGUGUCAAGAUGGAAAGAUAACACCUCAAGUAGCAUUCAUCAACAAGACGUGCCCUCCUGGUCAGUGGUACCAUGAGUGCGGCGAGGGAAUGGGCAACUCGGCCAGAGAGAGCAAAGGUGUAGCUUGCGAGGAGACGUGUGAAUCCCACCUGCUGAACCUGACCUGCUCCGUACACGAGCCCUGCAUCCCAGGAUGUGUCUGCCCAGAGGGUUUGCUGAAACAUGGUGAUGAGUGUUUCCUGCCUGCUGCCUGCCCCUGCCUGUGGAAGGGGAAAGAGUACUUCCCUGGAGACCAGGUCACAUCUCCUUGCCACCAGUGUGUCUGCCAACAUGGAACCUUCCAGUGUGUCUUCCAGCCGUGCCCUUCCAUGUGCACAACCUACGGAGACCGCCAUUAUCGCACGUUUGACGGGCUGCUUUUCGAUUACGUGGGCUUGUGUAAGGUUUAUUUGGUGAAGAGUAGUGUGGACACAGCGCUGAGUGUAUUGGCAGAGAAUGUGGAUUGUUUUGAAACCGGAGUGAUCUGCCGAAAGUCAUUACUCAUCACGAUUGGCAGAUCAACCAUCGCCUUUGAGGAUGACACGGGAAAGCCGAGCUCCUCAAGUGUGAUGGACAGGGCGCAGCACAUGUACAUAUGGCAGGCAGGCUACUUCACCAUCGUGCACAUCCCAGAAGUGGACGUCACCGUGCUGUGGGACAGGAAGACCACCGUGCACAUCCAGGCCGGACCUCGCUGGCAGGGUAAGCUCUCUGGCCUGUGUGGCAACUUUGACCUGAAGACGGUGAAUGAGAUGAGGACUCCAGAGAACAUGGACUCCGCCACGCCGCAGGAGUUUGGAAACAGCUGGACCGCCAUGGAGUGUGUUAAUAGUCCUGACAUCAGAAACCCCUGCAGCCUGAGCCCCCUCAGGGAGCCCUUUGCCAAGAGACAGUGUGGCCUUCUGCUCAGUGAAGUCUUCGAAACCUGCCACCCAGUGGUGGAUGUGACGUGGUUCUACAUGAACUGUCUGGGAGACACGUGCGGGUGUAACAGAGGUGGCGACUGUGAGUGCUUCUGCACCAGUGUGGCGGCCUAUGCCCACCAGUGCUGUCAACAGGGCAUCACCGUGGACUGGCGAUCCCCUUCCUCCUGCCCGUAUGACUGUGAAUACUACAACAAAGUUCUGGGCAAAGGCCCGUACCAGUUGAGCACGUACAGAGAGAGGGACACGGUGCUGGCGGCCAACAGGACCAGUGGUGUGGUGCUGCCCAGGAGGAGGGCCACGGCCGGCCGAGGGCUGCUCUCCACCUUCAUGCUGACCCCCGGCCUUAGCAAGGAGAGACCGCAUGAUACAUCUCUGGUGUCGUUCGAGGCUGCGGAGAGACCCAACUACUUCCUGCGUGUGGACAGGGGCGGCCAUCUCCGGCUGUCCAAGUGGAGGGACAGCGCGGCCUUCUUCACCGAGUGCACCUUCGUGCUGCACCGGGACACCUGGAUCAACGGCUACGUCUCCCUGGAGUCCUUCUCCAGGCCGGGCUUCUUCCUACACUACAUGCUGUCCUGGGUCCACCUCAUGAAGUACAACCACACGGAGGGCUUCCGCAGAGCAACACUCUUUAGGCUGACAGCUCCCUCGCCAGCCUUCCAGACAGGUCCGCGGUGCCAGUGGCGUUACGAGGCAUGUGUCAACCCCUGCUACAGGACCUGCAGCGACCCCUCGGGACAGAACUGCGUCACCAUUCUAAAGGUGGAAGGAUGUCUCCCCCUCUGCCCCGACGGCAUGGUCCUGGAUGAGAUGACCCAGAGAUGCGUGUACAUCGAGGAUUGCACUAAGCCCCCAGUUGCCGUUCAGCCCAUUACGCCUUCCAGCACGGCAGCAACACCUGCAGCUGUCACUUCGGCCACCACGACCACAACCACUUUGACCCCCUCCACAACACCUGAGGCCUCCUCCACCAUUCGCUCUGGCCUGGAGACCUCCAGCACCACCACAGCACGAGCCCCAGCCCCAGCCACCGCCUCUGCCACUGCAGUGGCGCCCGGGCCGACCUCUGCUGCCACCACCACCACCUCCACCACCACCACUAAGCCUGGUGUGCCAACUGGCUUGCCUGCGUCCUCCUCCUCCUCCUCCUCCUCCUCUGCUGCGGUCAGACCGGAGGUGGUGGCUCCGGUGACAACAACUGCGAGGACAUCUGCGUCCUCUGCGGUGACAUCCACAUCUGCGGGCACCGCAGAGACAAAAACCACUACCCGAACACCCGGAGCAGACAUCAAGAAUGUCCCCAAUAGAGCCUCAAACUACAUCAACGACUGCCAUUCCAGGACCAUCCAGAACACCGGCUCACACAUCUCCAACAACAACAACGACUACUUCUUCAGUGCCAGGUCCACCUACCUCAGAACAACCAAUUACAACAAAGAGAACAACCACGGUGGUUUCUCCAGCAGGCCCAUCUCCUCAACGGCCAAGGCCGUUACACCGUCCUCCCCCACCACCACGGGCGAGACCGCCACAACCACAACAGUAGCAGGAGUAUCUCCCAUUACAAGGACAGUGACAACAACGACCACAGAGAGAGCAACUAGUAGAAUUCCAGCAACCACCACCACCACAUCAUCUCCAGAGCCGGAGACAACUGUGAGAACAUCUCCAUCAUCUCCACCCAGUCCCCAAACCACCACAACAAUUCCUCCGGUGGUGACCAUACACCCACACACAGAAACAACGACAGUUGCCGCUCCGUUUACAGGGCGGGUCGAAGUCUCAACGACCACCGGUCACUUCCACGACUCCUACUCCACACACCACCACCACUCACAGGGCAACCUCCAGAGUAACCCCUUCCACUCCAGCACCUCCCACUGUGACAUCCCCCAUAACUACCACGACCAGGAGAGUCACAGAACCCACAACGACUACCACAACGACGACCUCUUCAGCUUCGUCCACAAGUCCACUACUGAAUCAGUGGAGGCACCAACCACCAAGACCACGGUCACUACCUCUAGGCCGGUGGUGACUUUGACAUCGACAGUGGCCCGUCCAGACACAACCACCGUCACCACUACCACUGCCGAGAGGCCGACCACCUUGGAACGCACCACCUCCACCUCCACACCCCCCGUAGAUGGCCGUCCUGUUCCAGGAGUCACCACAGCCAGGUCCAUUCCUCCUGGGCCUCCAGAGUCGGGAACAGUGGCUUCUUCUGUGCCAAUGUCCUCAACUCGUCCCACAACACUCCCUCCCAGUGGGACGAGGACAUCGCUGUCUACCGCUGGCCCCACGUCUGAGGAGUCUUCCGAGGCUGCUGAGACACCUUCUGCCUCUGCUAUGCCAACCACCAUGACCGCCCCAUCUACCAGGAUGUGCACUCCACCGUACUCGGAAAUUAUUGAUGAAUGCACCAAGUACAUCUGUGUUGGGGGACAAAUGGUCCUGUUCAACAAGUCCCAGAGCUGCCCCUACAACUCUGUCCCUCCUAACUGUGGCCUGCUUGGCUUCGCUAUACUAGUGAAUGGAGAUAAGUGCUGUCCUAAAUGGGAUUGUCCUUGUCGAUGCUCUGUGUUUCCGGACCUCAAUGUGAUCACCUUUGAUGGCAACAGUGUGGCCAUGUUCAAAGCGGCCUCCUAUGUGGUAUCCCAACUUCCCAAUGAGACCGUCAGCAUACUGGUCCAAGAGUGUCCAGUUUCUGACACACUACUCUGGAACUUUACAAACCUUUGCCUGGUCGCCUUGAACAUAACGCACAAAUCACACAAUGUUCUCAUCAACAGACUCCAGAGAAGGUUAUAUGUGAACUCUAGGUAUGCCAAACCACGAUUUAAGAAGUAUGGGUUUGAGAUCCUGGACACGGGCAACAUGUAUCUCAUCAGGACGCCGACUGGCCUGAAGGUCCAGUGGUUCCACAGCACCGGGAUGAUGGUUCUGGAAACAGACACUCACAACAAAAAACUGCCCACCAUGGGGUUGUGUGGCUGCUGUGACGGCAAUCCUGCCAAUGACCUGACCCUGUCCAAUGGCACGAUGGUGGGGGAGAGUGAGGACCCGGCUGUGUUCAUCGACAGCUGGCAGGUGCCUAACACCACCAGCUACGUCAGCCAGAGCCGCCGGCGCGAAGUCAACUGCUCCACCAGCGACUGCUCCGAGUGCCUGGCCAUGCUCAACAACAGCACCUUCAUGCCCUGCCACGAACACGUUCCUCCUGAGACUUUCUGCGAGCUGUGGGUACGAGAUGCGGAGUAUGUCAACAAUCCCUGUGUGGCUCUGGCUGCCUAUGUGGCCUCCUGUCACAAGUUCAACGUCUGCAUUGAAUGGAGAAGCCCAGACUACUGUCCCUUUCUGUGUCCUGAGAGUCUACGCUACCAAGCAUGCCUGACUACGUGCACUGCCCAGUCCUGUCCCAACCACGAGUUUGAGUACGACCCUGAGCAGUGUUCAGGCAUGACCGAGGGCUGUGUGUGUCCAGAGGGGACCCUCCUGCAUCGGCCCUACUCCUCCCUCUGCAUCCCACCCAGCAAGUGUGCGUGCACCGACAGCUUUGGGACGCCGCGUGCCGUGGGGGAGGUGUGGAAGGCGUCCAAGGACGGCUGCUGCAUGUACAGGUGUGACAACGACACCAUCGUGCCGAUGGAGUACAACUGCACCGAGGUGCCCCAGCCACACUGCCUCAAGGCCGGAGAGGUCAUCAUCAGCCUGGCCGACGACAAGAGCUGCUGCCCACAGAGAGUUUGUGUUUGUAAUCAGAGUCUGUGUGUUGCUGCGCCUCCCGAGUGCAAGUUUGGAGAGAAGCUGGUGUCGUACUUCAGAGAGGAUUCCUGCUGCCCAGACUACGCCUGUGAGUGUGACCCAGAGCUGUGCGAGACGGUGGUUCCGGCCUGUCGGGAGGACCAGACUCUGAUUGCCACCAAGGCUGAGGGGAGCUGCUGCCUGGCCUUCAUCUGUAUGUGUAACGCGUGCACAGAGGUGGUUCCUAAAUGUGAGGAGGGAGAGCUGCUGACAGUGGAUGCCAACAGUACAGACCGCUGCUGCCCGGCCUUCCACUGUGUGUGUGAGCCUUUCCGCUGUGCUGAGUUCUCCUGUCCCCUGGGCAUGGCCAUAGCAACAGCCACCCUGCCAGGCCGCUGCUGUCCCCAGCGAACAUGUGAGUGUGCGUGUGAUCAGAUUCCCUCGCCGAAAUGUGCUUUGGGGGAGAUCUUACAAAUCGACAAAUCAUUCCAGUCCGAUCCCAAAAAUGAGUGUGCGUGUAAGAGAUUCAAGUGUGUGCGGGAUGCGGUGUGCCUGGACGCUCAGAAGGGUGUGAUGCGUCCGGGCCAGACUCUGGUGGAGCACAGUAGCCCCGAGAUCUGCCUCUCCACCCACUGCAGCCACGCCCUGGACCCCAACACCGGGUACUACGCCCUCACCACCACCAGCACCAAUUGCGCCGCACGGUGCAACCAGAAUCAGGUGUAUAUUCCUGCCAAGGACCCGGCCACUUGCUGUGGAGUCUGCAAAAACAUCUCCUGCAUCUUCAACAGUGAGAAUGGCACUACCAUUCUCCAUAAGCCAGGGCAGACGUGGGUGUCCGACUGCAUGAGGUAUGAAUGUGCUGAGACAGAGUCAGGCCCCACGCUAGUCUCCUACUCCUACAGCUGCCCGCCUUUCAACGAGACAGAGUGCAUGAAGGUCGGUGGUACCAUUGUAAGCUACAUGGACGGCUGCUGCAGGACAUGUAAAGAAGAUGGAAAGUCGUGCCAGAAAGUGACCGUAAGAAUGACAAUCAGAAAAAAUGACUGCCGAAGUAACAGACCGGUGAACAUCGUGUCGUGUGACGGCAAGUGUCCCUCGGCCAGUAUCUACAACUACAACAUCAACACGUACGCCCGCUUCUGCAAGUGUUGUCGGGAGAUGGGGCUUCAGCAGCGGAGCGUGCAGCUUUACUGCAGCGGGAACUCCACCUGGGUCAACUACUCCAUUCAGGAGCCCACCGACUGCUCCUGCCAGUGGUCAUAG